Molecule: messenger RNA, 252 nt
Organism: Trichomonas vaginalis G3
Lineage: Eukaryota; Parabasalia; Trichomonadida; Trichomonadidae
Product: HNH endonuclease family
Exons: 1
Source: RefSeq, a predicted model, not a curated record
GUUGCCGAUGACAGUUAUGAAAUUUCCCAACCCUACCCAUACAAAAUCCGCAACAAGGAGACAGGCAAGGUUCUUACCCCAGUCCUCAACAACUUGGGACACUUGAACCUUAACCUUCGGAAUCGCGGUUCAAUCUCCAUGGGCAAGCUUGUCGCAAUUCAAUGGGUUCCAAAUCCAGGCAAGAAGACGAAGGUCAGACACAUUGACGGUGACAAGCUCAACAACCGUAAGGAGAACCUCGAGUGGUUCUAA